CGUGCACGCGUGAUGACCUUUGGCGUAGUUUUAUUAAUAUCAUUGGUCCAGUAUACGUCGCCUCCGGAAAUAGUACAAAGGAACGUAUAUACACUUUAAUCCUCUAUAUCGCAUACAAGUAUCAAAACAGCGGGAAAAGUUACGUGCACCUCUCAAGCAUGCUGUGUUCUUUAUGAAUGAGUCAGAGACGUAUCCGAACGGCUACACGAACGAACCCCCUUACCUAUAUUUGGCUUAUCGCACCUAUCAGCUAGUAGACGCUGCUACCCCUUGACUGAAGCCAGAAUGAACCAGCCCAAAGUUUUGGCGAUGGAGUGCUAGAGAGAACCGUAGGUUACAGAAGCUGUUUGGGAGCUACCAAGAUGUGUAUGUUAACGUCUUAAACGUCAAAAAAUGUAUUUUUAGAAUCAACAAAGGAAGACAAAGUUUUGGGAGAUAUAAUAUAUAUUCUUACCGAGUGUUAAUUGUGAUAUAUUCUUAUUGUGUAAAGUUUUGGAAGUUAGUUCUCGGAGUGGGAUACAAUGUGUGUUCUGUGUAGAGCCGAUAUGUUACCGAGGCUGAGGUGUACGAAAAUUGUGUUAUCCUGUGUAUUUUUAUGUGCGAUACUCCUCAUUGGAUCGACGCGGGGAUUUAACCUGGAGGUUGAGUUUCCAGACGUCAGGACCGGAACACCUGGAAGUAUGUUUGGAUACUCCGUAGCUCAACACAUCGACCAAGGACAAGGAUGGCUUCUGGUUGGUGCUCCUACAGCAGCCACACAGCAGGCUGGUAUCAUCAGAGGUGGCGCCGUCUACAGGUGUCGAGCCAAUCACACGGCCGAUAGCUGUUCUAUGAUUCCAUUUGAUGAGCGAGGUAACUCUAACCAAUUUAACGGAACAUUAUAUUUAGCAAUUGAAGAUAAAUCCCACCAAUGGUUUGGUGCAACAGUGGCAAGUUCUGGUGACGAUGGACACAUCUUGGCAUGUGCACCGCGAUACGUUUACAAGUCUCCCAAAGCGGACAAGAGAGCACCAGUGGGCACCUGCUACCUUAACAGGUACAACUCAUUCCAGGAGUUCAAUCCCUGUAAAUCCUCGGUUGAUCUGAAUCCCAAUAGCAUAGACCAACAUAACAACCAGGGUUCGUGUCAAGCUGGCUUCUCAAUAUCCAUGUCAAACAAUGGAGAACGGCUGUUACUCGGUGCACCAGGAGCCUUUUAUUGGCAAGGACAAGUCCACAACUUUUAUCUGGACAGAGGCAACUCUAGGAAGGAAACAGUAGAGGAAUCACAGGCAUCAGAUGACAGCUACAGAGGCUAUUCCAGUGCAGUGGGCAGAUUUGACGCAGACGAAGAAGAUGACUAUGUUGUGGGUGUGCCUAGGGCGGAAUUUCUUCUUGGGAAGGUGGAGCUCUGGACUCAAAAUAUGUCAUCCAUCCUAAACAUCUCGGGGGAACAGGUUGGAGCAUAUUUUGGGUAUGCAGUUGCGGUAGAGGAUCUAGAUGGUAACAAACUAGAUGACAUCGUUGUUGGCGCCCCAUUUUACUCUGACUACAGUUCCACGAAAUCAUACGACACCGGCAGGGUUUAUAUUUAUUACCAAAACAAAAAGGGCGAGUUCUCGACUUCAGACAUGGUAGAGACCAAGGUUAGGCAGUUCCGCCCCAAUAAGAGAACACGUUACGACAUUUUGGAUGGCCACUCUCCCAAGUCCAGGUUUGGGUCGGCUCUCAUUGGAAUGAGUGAUUUAAACAUUGACGGAUUUAAAGAUCUUGCAAUUGGGGCUCCAUAUGGGGGCAGGGAAAAUCGAGGAGCAGUUUACAUUUAUCUUGGGUCAGAGAGAGGCAUCGUUACCAAGGUUUCCCAGGUAAUAGAAGGCGCCGACCUUAAACCAAACAUCGGAACAUUCGGCUGGUCGCUCUCUGGCGGGAAAGAUCUGGACAGCAACAGAUACCCAGAUUUAUUAGUAGGGGCAUAUUCAUCCAACAAUGCGGUAUAUCUCAAAGCUCGUCCAAUUGUUUAUGUGGCUGCAAGUUUAAAAAUUGACCCCAAGAAAAUUUCUCUUGACCGUAAAGUUUGUAACUAUAAAGGAGUGACAGGCACCCACAAAGUCACAUGUGUGACAUUAUUUACCUGUAUAAAGUAUGACGGAAUAGGAGUACCUCGUCAGCUAGUUUUUGAUCUCUCCUGGAAGUUUGAUGUGGAUAAGAAAACUUUAGAUGCCAAACGUUUGUACCAACUUAAUACCAACCAAGUGGUGGAAUACGUCAACAAUAAACGACUCACCAAAGACAAGGCUUGGUGCCAGAACUCUUUUGUCUACAUUAGUAAUGACAUCCGGGACAAGCUCACACCAAUCAACGUCCAGUUUGAAUUUAAACUUAAGAAGAGGAGUCUAGCGCGUCGACGACGGUCACUGCAGCCCAUCCUUGACCAGUACACGCCUACCCUUGUAAACACGACGGGUCAUAUACAGAAGGAGUGCGGAGAAGACGAGACGUGUAUACCUGACGUGUGGGGCACAGCCUACACGUUUACAGACAGUAUCAAACUUGGCAGCACUAGCAACAUAGAUAUCGUCGUCCAUCUUGAAAACCGAGGCGAGGGUGCAUUUGAGACAAUGUUAUACAUUGAGCUACCCAGAGGUGUCCAGUACAACGGUAUUCAGGACAGGAAGUUUACCAUUCCAUUUUCCUGUGAUAAAUACACAACAAAUGAUACCAACCUUGUAACAUGCGACAUGGGAAAUCCUCUCCCGACCAAGGCAAAGGCUAACUUUACUCUGCGUGUAACUCCAGGAGACAUUGAUGGUAACCUUGAUCGUCUCAUGUUUAAAUUUGUAAUCAACAGUUCCAACGAAGAGCUCAAUUCAACGUACAGUGACAAUGCAUUCAGCGUCACCAUUCCAGUGAUACAGGCAGCAGACAUCAUUAUCAUUGGCCGUCUGGGCGCAAACCAGACGGAACAAAUCGUGUACAACGACACCGGGGUAGCGUUAUUUAAACACAGCGUUUACGGGCCAGCAGUUGUACAUGAAUAUGAUGUGAGAAAUCUUGGCCCCAGUGACAUCAAGGAGAGUGUGAUAGACAUUUACUGGCCGAGCUUUGACGAUGUUGGUCGUAACCUUCUCUACCUAACACAUACACCGGAGGUACUCGGCCAGCAAAACAGCCUGUGUGAAACGAUUGUGAUAACUCCAUUUAAUUCUUCUAUGAUUGUAUGGUACAGUGAAUUCAACAAACAAGGACAGAAGAUGGACGUAAUUAUGGCCCAACACCAGGCGGAAGCUCGGAGAAAGCGCCGGUCACUCGAUGCUCAGACCGGGUCAAGAAUCAGUCGAGACAGCACAAACAAAAUAGUGUGUAACAAGAACUGGUGUACAAUCAUUAGAUGUAAGCUGGGAUACAUGAGGCCUCAGGACUCGACCGUGGUGAGGAUACGAUCCCGUAUCUGGACCGAUACCCUAGUCAAGAGUGGAUUGACCAGUGAACCAUACUUAAUAACAUCCCAGGCUGUGGCCGAAGUCCGACAAAUGCCAUACAACAUAAAGGUGGACAACUCCACCUAUACUAUAGCUACUUAUGAGAUUGGCUCAUAUGUAAAUGCAAAAAAAUUAGCUCCACAGCCGAAAUCUGUAGAACCGUGGAUCAUUGCUGUGGCUGUAUCAGCAGGUCUCCUACUACUGCUGCUAUUAAUAGUUCUACUGUGGUGGUGUGGAUUUUUCCGAAGGAAGAGGAGAGAACAAGAGGAAGCAUACGCAUCCAAGCCUUUAAUGACGAAUGGAGCUAACAACACUAAAUAUGAUAUCAAUUCAAAACGAUACGAAUAACCGUACAUUUAUUAAUAGGAAAAUUGGUUUAUUUUUAAUUGAAAUUGAGAUUUUGUUCCGAAUCAUAAAAUCAAAUCAAAGAAAAAAGGCUGAAAAUAUAACGAUGAUACCCGUAUGCAGUAUUGAUGUGAUGUUGAGUUUCCAGAAGUGUUUCUAAAUAUCCAGGCGAGCAUCAGUGAACGGGCAAGAGACAAAUUAAGUUGGGUUUCCUAAUUUCCUGUGAUGAAGGAGAGGGUCCAGAGAGGUAAUAUGCAAGUUCCAAAGGAAAAUUUCUUGGCUUAAGAGUUUCCUGAAACCCCAAAACCCCUUUAGAUCAAUCUCUAAAAUGUUAUUAGAGACUAGUGAUGAACAUAACUUGCAAAAUGUGACAUUACAAUGAAUUUUUAAUCGAGAUCAAGUUAGGAAAAAGAAAUGCAUAAAGAACAUUACUGCAAACUGUGACCUGAUGAUGAAUUAUUGAUCAAGGUCAGGUUUGACGUUUUUCGGAGCACUGCAUAUAGGCAUGGAAUAUAUAUUUCAUACAGUUUGUGAUGUUGCCAUGGUGUUGAUACAGAAUGGUACACAAAUUAAAAUUAAAAUUUGAUCGGCUUCACAACGCACAUCGUACAGAUUCAUGGCCGUGUGACGGCGGAUAUUGGGGCAAUAAAGUAUUAUUGAUUUUUGUAAUUUAUUUAUUAACCAUAGUUUUAUAUCUCGAUUUAUGUGCCACGGUAACAGCACACUGACUUCGGUGGCGUAGUAGAAUGUUAUAUGGCUUCAAACGUGUUUAAAUCGUUAACCAACACAACGAUAUACUGUUUGAAAACCGGGAAGCUUGGUAGUGUGAACAUUUCUCAGUUCCUGUGUCACAGUCUUCAUGAAUUCACUACUAAAUUAAAAAAUGUGAUAUGAAUCCAAAUACAUAUUUACAAAUUGGACACCGCUUACUUGUAAUGACUGCAAGGAGAAGUGUUCCGGAAGACCGUUAGUUUUUCAUUGAUUUUUCAUAUAUUUAAAAUAUAUUUCAGUGAAGGUAUAUAUCCGUUUACAUAUACCAAGUAUUUUACGGACAAUAGUCAACGAUGACAAGAUUUAAUCUCUCACUUAAGUAGGGUACUGGACUUAGUGUAAGUUUACAUAUUUUAGGGCGCUCAAACUAUAGCGAAUUAUCAAAUUUUAAUAGAUAAGCACUUUGAUGAGGUUGCCUCCCUGUGACAUACAUCUACUUUCCUUUACGGUUCAAUAAAAAUCAUCAUUUUGAUUAAUUGUUUAUACAUUUGAAGGGACACAAAAUGCUCAUGUAAUUUCAAAUUACUUUAUCAUGCUAAUUACUUGUAAUUGAAUAUCAGUAUUACUGUGAUACAAAUCAGUAGAGUGAGUUGUGAGAUAACUUUAAUACUCCUAUUAUUUAUGUCCCGGCCAUUUCAUAUAUAGUUAUAAUGUACGUUUACCACUGUCACUGUAAAAAUAAGCAACAGAAAUGAUAACAAUUGUAACAACUUAGAAAGAUGGGGAAGGGAGGAAAAUGUUUUGCAACCGUAUUUAAGAAAUAAUGUUCCUGUAUUUUCCUAAAACAUAUUAUUAUUAUUUCGGUCAUUUUAAUGGACUUUAUUGACCCUAGUGUGUUCAGCGUAUUUCAUGAAAUAUUUGAAUUUCAUCUUUCAAAAGUAAUAGUUAAUCUCUAAAGAAUAUUUCAUAUUGUCUCUGAAAUUAAUUAACCCAAAACAAAAGAGAAUUUUCAUCACCAAAUCACCAAUAUAUUCUACUCGUUGUAUUUAUUAUAAAUCUUCAUAUGCUAGUGAUAAUCACAAUUUCUAGCGAAUGCAAGUUUGAAGACUUCUGAAAAAGUCAAUGGCCCACCAAAAAUUCUUUUUCUACAACCAUUACGUACAGUUCAUUUAGUAAGUUGAAAUCUUCUCAAUUUUGUUCUGGUACAAUGAUAAACGACAAUAUUCCAAUGAAAUGUUGGAGAAUACUUUGCAUUUGAUUGAAGUAAAAAAAAAUGUCUUCUAAACAUGCAUCUCAACCAAGAGCACUUACCUUAAAGUUUCCAGUCACUCUUUAUCCUUUUUAGCAACUGAAGAGUAAGGUUUGUGUAUUGUGAUUUGAUAGAAUUGGUUUUUUUCUCUGAAUAUUCGAGAUGGACGUGUGUCUGCCAUUGAUCAUACUAUGUAUGCAUUGACAAGGUACAUCUGUACUUAAAACUCGUAUUUGAGUGAAAGUGUGACAGGAAUUUCGUAUUUAUUUAUAAUUUGUACCAUUUUCAUAUUAAGCUUGACAUAAAUGCUACAUUUCACCCAGUGAAACUGUACCAGUACUGUCUAUGCAUCUUCUACUGAUGCUAAUAGGAACAAACAGAGCGUUUAGAUUAGUACAUCAGUAAUUAAUUAAAAUCAUAACGGUUAUAGAAUGAAUGAACGGUAUGUGUGCCCAAGUUUCUCAUUUCGAGUUUUUUGUUGAAAUUAUGUCAAUGUAUUUAAAAUCAUUGCACCCUUUUGAAAUGUUGAUUUAGAAAGCCAGACAAAGUUAAGAGUUGUACUUACUGGUUGGAAUGUAGCCAUUUUCUUAGUGUCCGUCCAAUUCACACAAUCGUUAUGUCAUGAAUGCGUUUUCAUUUUUUUUGUUAAACCUGCAACAGUCACAAUUUCAAUAUAUAUUGCAUAAUUUGAUGACUGAAAUAUUGAAUAUAUGUGUCUGCUGUUUGUGUAUCUAUCAUGUUACACCCAAUCUCUAUGACAAAAAUUAAGAGUGAAAGAGAAUUGAUAUGUCAUUUGCCAUCAUUUAACAACGUCAUAUGUCACCAACAAGAACGAGAGGAUUUGAAACAUCUCACAUUGUUUUUUUUAAAUUCCCAUCAUCCCGGACUUUGAUAGGAAAAUUCACUCUACAGAUAUAGACUCCAGAAGUGCAAUGCUAUGAAAUCAAGGUUCUUGACUGAUACAUGCUUCCAGAUUAAUUAGGAUGCAGUGUAAAUGUAUUUUACUUCAUACAUCACACGCCUAGUGAGGCGGUCGCCAAACGCAGCAGGCAAUUAUAGACAACAUGCUAGUAAUAGACGAAUCAUCAUAUUUAACGAUGCUGUCUUUAGAAGCUGCUGUAAUGUAAAGUCGGCUUCAAAUAUAAUAUUCAAUGGAUCGAUGGUACAAAUCAAAAUGUCGUUCAAAACGUGAAAUGCUGAACUACAAACUAUUGAAAGAAGCAGGUUAUUGAUUGUAGAAGAUGGUGUUGGUCAAGUGUUUAAAUCACUUCAUUACAAAUAUAUUCCAAUAGCGUCAUUAAAAUUACACAUUGUUUAGUGUCAUGACAUUGUUUAGAUGUUUACACGGGAUAACCUGUCAUUUUAUGUCACCACUGGUUGUUAACUCAUUCACCCCUGGAGACACAUUUGAACUCUACCAAUUCAAAGGUUGGAAUAGUCCAUUAUGAAAUUUCAGGGGUGAAUGGGUUAACUUGACAAAUGAUCAAAAUCAUUUGUCUUCUGGAACUUUCAGAGACUGACUGGAUAUUGAAUAUUUUUUGAGUUGCAAAUUCUCCAAUAUCUAACCACCUAACCCUACAAAAGUCCAAACCGGUUCCAUUUAUUUUCUUCGUAAUAUGUUUCGAAUUUUAUGGCAGGUCGACAGCAAACAUAUUAUGUCGUAAAUUUGUCCAGAUUUCAAGUACUGCCAAGAGUUUCUUCAAACAGGAUUGACCGUGAAGUAUUGCCAGCACUAAACCGAUGACCUUAGAUUUCUUAUAUCCUUGAUUUCAUUUCAGUGACAAUGCAAUUGUAUGUAGGAUAAGCCAGAUGUUGACAGAUUUGACAUGAUUUAAUUUUAGUGACAACUGGAUGUAGGAUAAGCCAGAUGUUGACAUAUUUGACAUGAUUUCAUUUCAGUGACAACUGUAUGUAGGAUAAGCCAGAUGUUGACAGAUUUGACAUGAUUUAAUUUUAGUGACAACUGUAUGUAGGAUAAGCCAGAUGUUGACAGAUUUGACAUGAUUUCAUUUCAGUGACAACUGUAUGUAGGAUAAGCCAGAUGUUGACAGAUUUGACAGGUAUUCCAGUGUGUAGUAAUUUAGAAUGUUAGUCAAUAAAUGUACAGUCAAUGCUCAUACUAUGUAUUAAUUUAAAGUUCGCAUCAUUUUUGUACCUGUUUUAUAUAUAUAUUGUAUGGUGCAUUGCAUCAUUGUGAAGUGUCGUUUGGUGAUGUGUACCGUGAUUUAAAUGUGCAUUGUUAAGAAAGAAUUAAUCAUGUGGUCAUUCAUUUCUGUAUAUAUUUACGGGCUUCCAAUAACAAUAGCUCCAAAGACCGUCAAAGAAAAAUGUUUAUAAUUCUAUAAGAUGUGUGUACAUAUAAACUUUAUACGACACAUAUGAACUUUUUAAAAACUCAUUUUAAUAAAGAAAUGUAUCAUUUUAACCCUUAGAGGAAGACUUUAAAACUCAUUUUAAUAAAGAAAUGUAUCAUUUCAACCCUUAGAGGAAGACUUUAUGAGGUUUUACCGAUUUACAAUGAUUCCAUUGUCUAUGCAAUCGCUUGUGCUGGUCUCAUCAUUCCUAGAUUAGGAUAUAAGGUAAUAACAUGAAGCACACGUGAAACGUGACUGUCACGUGACAGUUAUAAUUAAACUUUUAAAUAAACACGUUUUCCCCUUUCCAUUCAACUGCUACCGUUGGACGUAUACAAUUUGGAAGAUAUGCUGAAGUUGUGGUGUACUGUAGAAUACAUAUUUAAAUAACAAUAUUGAGGAAAAGUAAAAAUUAAAAAUCAGAAAUAUACUAGCAUGACGAAAACACCUUCUUCAGCGGUGUUCAAAUUGUCAUGACAGUCACCUUUCUAGAUGCAUAUAUUUUUGUGAUAUAUAAAUAUUUUAUAUAUAUAUGUAUGUAUGUGUUGUAUAUUAUGAUACGUAACAUAUGUUCACCUUGACCUUUAAGAAAUGAACAUGUAUAAUGUAUACGUUUGGUUAGUCCGCAUUGUAAUUAUCUGAUACAUGGUUUUGCCGUGAAUUGUCGUCUGCUGAUGUGUGAAUGCGAGAGAGAAUAUUGGUGUCAGUGAGAUAGAUAAUUUAUACAAGAGAGGAUCGAAAGUUUUGGGAAUAAAUGUACAAAAGUAAGAAUGGUAAAUGCUUAACUGCUGAUUAUUUACUUAUUUUGGCGACUGUUCUGAUCUUUGACUGUGCUCAUAGGUACGUCCUUUAGAAAACAUGAUGCUGUUACCUUUCAAAUUGUAUUGAUGUCAACAUCAUAAGUUUAUACAUUUUUGUAAACUGUCAUUGGAACGUUGUGAUGUUUAUGUACAAUUAAUGAAAGUGCGAUUGCGUUUAUUGACAAUGGAUGUUAACAUAAAUACGUCUAUGAACUGAUCAUACGUUCAUGAACUAUGAACAUAAAUUUGAUUACGUUAAUUGACUAGCGAUGUAAACGUAUUAAACUUGAAGGCCUUUUGCUGUAAACUUGAUUAAGUGUGUGGAUUGUGGGUUCAUAAAAUGUCCAAUAUAUACACAGUAAAUGCAAAUCGAAGAAGCAACCUGUUUGAAACACGUGACCUUAAUGCAUGUAUAUCGUAAAAAUAAACUACUAAUCAGCCAAAAUCAACAUACUGGCAAUAAACCAGUAAGUACCUAUCGGUUAACAAGAACGGACAUCAGCUAGUAUACGUUUAUCAAAAUUAAAAACAAAGUAUUGCAUUAUUCUUUUGAUAUAUCCAUUUCAACUGUGCAUAUGUAUUUAAUUGAGUGUAUGAAAAUGUUUGCAUUGUAAGUGAGAUUACAUUAGGAGUCGAGUUAAGUGUGAGUGGUUUGUAAAGGUCAAGCAAAGGUCAUAUAACGGAAUGAUUUAUAUGUAAAUGUCGGUAGCGUAAUACAUUGGCGUAACACUCACACGCUAAGAUGUUUAAAAUAAACUGAUUUUUUCAAAAUGU
Molecule: messenger RNA, 9691 nt
Organism: Mizuhopecten yessoensis (Yesso scallop)
Lineage: Eukaryota; Metazoa; Mollusca; Bivalvia; Pectinida; Pectinidae
Product: integrin alpha-V-like
Exons: 32
Coding region: 522-3806 (1094 amino acids)
Biological process (GO): cell-matrix adhesion; cell-cell adhesion; integrin-mediated signaling pathway
Cellular component (GO): integrin complex; external side of plasma membrane
Molecular function (GO): integrin binding
Source: RefSeq, a predicted model, not a curated record